Suillus paluster is the source of this 1141-nucleotide messenger RNA. RefSeq lists its product as uncharacterized. The transcript has a single exon. The coding region runs from base 295 to 852 and encodes 185 amino acids. The record is from RefSeq and is a predicted model, not a curated record. Lineage: Eukaryota; Fungi; Basidiomycota; Agaricomycetes; Boletales; Suillaceae.
GAUAACAUGACCAGCGAACCAUGUCAUUCGGCACUUGCCGACCUUCAGUACGAGUUGUCGGAGUUUCAAAUACAACCAUACAUCCUCGAUCACUAGUUGCUGUUGUUAAUCAAAGCCCAAGGAUCCCUUUAUUGUCGAUAACGUGCAGCUUGGAUUGUGGAAAGUCCACAUCAAUGUGCUGUGACCAUGGUAGUCAAAGCCACCAUAUAUCUCGAGUAUAAAACCAGGUCUCAUCAUGGUGACCAUCCUUGCGAUCUGUCUCAAUAACCAUCUCUCCCUUGUCAUUUGCAAGCCAUGGCUGCCAUGCUUCCCCCAUUUUCCGUCCCAGUCUAUGAACCACUUCCCUACGCUCUUUCAGGUCUCACUUUCUUGGAUUUGCCGAUACGCACCCAACUGUACUUGACAGACGCAAAACUAGUGCCCCCCCACACGCGCGGCGUAAACUCUAUUGAGGAUGAGCGCUCAAGGAUAUCCAUAGCUCUCUUCAGAUGCCUCACAGGGACUGAUAUAGCCCUGGUGAACAUGCGGCAUGAGGCUGUCGCAAUGGCCCGCUAUCUCGCAGAAGACACCUCUCCUCGUGCACACUGGCACGCAGAAGCGCAAGAAACGCGCCUCAAAGAAGUCUUGGGGGUCUUGCUACCAGAGCGAAAGCUCCAUUUUAAGGAAUACAUGAUCAAGUUUGACGCGCUCGUCUGGCUAGAUCAACAAGGACGCGAGAAUUACACGCUCGAGGAUUGGCAAAGGCACAGGGACGCGCUGCUGAAACCUAUCCUUGACCAUACAAGCCAUGCGCUUGUUGCACUGGACGAGUCCGUGACGAGGCGGACUGCGGCUAAUGGAUACGCAAAUUGACAAUUCAUUGUUCACCCAAGCACAUUCAUCCACUCAUCAUUCCGUUCAUCCUGUACAAAGACAAACCGCCCACACCAGCACUUCCACAACACGUGAUCACGAUUCGGCAGAGAAGUGGCCCAAGAGUCGGAGGUUAAGCUGACAUUCUCACAGCGCCCACAAAUUGACAAUUCAUUAUAAAGAAAGCACAUUCAUUAACGGUGUUACAUACAUACUCCUUGUUAACUACCUAGGACGACUGUACAGCAUUGCAAUCGUUAUCUCCAAUGGUGUGGAGUAUUACGCUGUG